Molecule: messenger RNA, 830 nt
Organism: Strigops habroptila (Kakapo)
Lineage: Eukaryota; Metazoa; Chordata; Aves; Psittaciformes; Psittacidae
Product: histone H1-like
Exons: 1
Coding region: 157-759 (200 amino acids)
Biological process (GO): nucleosome assembly
Cellular component (GO): nucleosome
Molecular function (GO): DNA binding
Source: RefSeq, a predicted model, not a curated record
GAGGACGGAGAGGUUGAUUCGGUUGCGUCCGGCUCAGGGCUAUAUAAAGGGCCGCCGAGCGGCGCUGUUUCGCAGUCGGGAGGCGGCAGCUUAACGAGCGGCAGCGGCGCGGAGCGGAGCCGGGCGGAGCAGCGCCUCGAAGCCAGCGGCCCGGCCAUGCCACGGGGGAAAGUCACGCCGCAGCCAUCCACCUCAAGCAUGCCGCUAUCGCUGCCGCCGAAGCGCGGGCGGCCGUCGCUGUCGGAUCUCAUUCUCCGCGCCGUCUGCUUGUCGCCGGCCCGUAAAGGGACCUCGUUAGCCGUCAUUAAGAAGACUCUCGUCGCCGACGGCUACGACGUGCGGCGGAACAGCGGGCGCCUGAAGGCGGCGCUCAACUCUUUGGUCAACAAGGGGCUCCUGGAGCGGGUGACAGGCAGCGGUGUCGCCGGUUCGUUCCGCAUCGGCGGUGUAGGUAACGAGCAAGUGGAAAGAAAGGCGCGGCGCGGGAGGGCGGCUGGUGGAGCCCGGCGGCGGCGCGCCAAGAAGAGGAAGGGGCCGAAGCGCGCUGUUAAAGCCACAGCGCAGCGACUGAAGAAGCCGUCUAGACCGCGGGCCAGGGCGAAGGCGGUGCCUGCAGCCGAGAACAGAGCACGGGACGCGGCCGGGGGAGCGGAGGAGGAGGCGGCGGCGGCGGCGGCAGCCGAGGGCGCAGAGGUGGAGGUGGCUGAGGCUGCGAUGGAGGGGAUGGCCGGGGGGCCAGAGGCUGCGGGCGACUGUUAAUACGAUGGAUGGAACAAUAAACGUUGAACCCAAAGGCUCUUUUAAGAGCCACCUCGGGGUUCAGCGGAAGA